Molecule: messenger RNA, 4355 nt
Organism: Chilo suppressalis (striped riceborer)
Lineage: Eukaryota; Metazoa; Arthropoda; Insecta; Lepidoptera; Crambidae
Source: the annotation of a GenBank genome assembly
UGUAUAUGUACAGGCUCUGCCUGUACAAGAUUUUAAGAUUCGGUCGAGUACCUAAAAAUUGGGGGAAAAAACUAAUUGUAUAGAAGUUUAUCUUUUCUUAUCAGUUUAACGGCAAUAGAAAUGCUAGUUCUAUGCAUAAUUUGCAUUGUUAAAAUUCGUACGAUACCUACAGAUCGCUAAGAGGGAUAGACCAACGGAUGGACAAAAUGCUUAGGAAUAGGAAUCCAUUGCCACUUGAACGGUACCCUAAAAAGAAGCGAUCUGUAACUCGUUGACGGGUUUUCUUUUAGCGAGGUGUGGCACGUCUGGAAAUGCGUAUAUUGAGGUGUAAACAUACACCGGUCGGCCGCCGGUUCCGCACCGGUUCCGCACCGAUUCCGUGUCUCCAUAUGAAGCAUGUGUGUCGUUAUAAAUACCAUUACUUACUGGCGCCUGCGUACUUUCCACUAACGUCUCCCGUGCUAAGCACUGACUGAACACAAUGACGAAGAAAAUAUAUAGAAUAUCUUACAUAAUCCUUCUUGCGUGCUUACACCGUUCGCAAUCUUCCACAGUUCCAAGCAAAAGGGAGAUAGCAUCAUCAGGACACAUUCCAGUACACCACACUUUCUCGGAGUUCCAUAGAGGGAUCCCCGUACCGGUACCACAACCGAUACCGUUUAGUGUACCGCGACCGGUCCCGUACACUGUACCGGUGGGCGUACCUGUAGACAGACCUCGACCGGUUUUAGUACCGGUACCACAUCCAGUGGCACAUAUUAUACCGCGUCCUAUAGCCGUACCUGUGGACAGACCCUUCCCGUACCCCGUCGCUCAUCCGGUACCGGUAACUAUAACGCAAGGGGUCGGUAUACCGGUUCCGCAGCCGUACCACGUGGCUGUCCCGGCACCAUUUCCGGUAGCGGUACCACAUCCAGUUCCGGUUACAGGACCAAUUGUGACCGGGCCGGUUGUAGCCGGGCCGGUUGUUGGAUCAGUUGCAUCUUCAGCAGUGAUUGGAGCAGGCUCAGUAGAGACAUCUCAGUUAGCUUCCGCUCCUGCUAUACAAAGCUCUUCAAGCUACGGAGAAACUAUAAUUGAAUCACAUGGGCACAGCAUUGAACAUCCUUAUUGAUAAUGAUUUAUUGAUAACUUUGAACCUUGUAAAUACAUCCAGGGGUGUAUUUCGUAUCGGGGUGCAAAUCGUAAGUGACCUGGGACGCCAGAUUAGUAACUCAAAUCAAAAUAUUGGUCAGCAACGAAUGACUUUAUUUGGCUUUUGACCAGCGGUUCCUCGCAGCCUUACGCCCCAGGCCAAGGCCCUCUAGGCUCUGUGGUAAAUAUACCCCUGAAUACAUCCACUUUAUAUGUCGUCAGUACAAACAAGACGUGUUUUUUAAUUUACAGAUUAUCGUUUUUUGGGGUCGUUAAUUUUACGAUCCUUCAUAUAAUGAUUGAAAUUUAAGAAAAGUUAGUAGUUUUUUAUGAAUUAUAAGUGUUUUUUUUUCUGUAAUAGAAUGUGUGAUAUUUAUAUUUUUUGGGUAAAUAAAAGAAAAUUAGAAAUAUAUUUUUUAUUAAGCAUUUAACUGCUAGAUGUUCAAAUUUAAAGAAUAACUAUAAUUACUAAUUCUUCUUUCAAAUGUUUAAAGCUUGUAAAGGUAUCCAUUUGGCAUUGUGGGUUAUCUACAAUGCGAAGAGAUGGCGCUGCCUUGCAGCUUAAGAAGGGCCAGAGUAAAUUCGACAUGGCCAUCAGGGCCGCGGUAGCAUAAUGGUCAGUGCAUAGCGAAGGGUACGGGUUCGAGGCCCGUCUGCUGCCUGGUCCGUGUGGAUUUUUUUCUAGUAAAAAUUUCAUCAGAUAAUUAGAAUUUAGCAGAAUGUUUUUUCAUCAACCACAUCAGCGGAAAAAAAAUCUAGAAAGAUACUGUUGGCCUUUGAACUACACUCUCUGCUAAUUGCUUGUGGGUAUGUCUUGUGUUCAUAUGGCAACAGUAGCAUUUUCUCUUCACAAGAACGACUAAAAAUAUAUAUAUUGGAGAAAUCUAUACGUUUUAGCUGGACAUCAGAGUAGCAGGAAUGCUUUCUUCCACUGACCCAUCAAUGCUUAUUGAUAAGAUCUGAAUAAUCUUUAUAUAUAUAAUUCUUCUGUGAGUGUGUAUGUCACUGAACUUCUCUUAAACGACUGGACCGAUUUUGAUGAAAUUUUUUGUGUCUGUUCAAGGGGAUCUGAGAAUGGUUUAGAUUCACAAUUUUGUCCGCUGGACAACCCCUAUUUUUUUUAGGGCGGUACGAAGUUCGCUGGGUCAGCUAGUAAUAAUUAAAGAUGUUAUACUCAUAUUUAUUUCAUUAUGACUCAAUUUGUACAUAAUCAUCAUCAUCAUCAUCAGCCUAUUAAUGUCCCCACUACUGGGGCACAGGCCUUCCCUAUGGAUGGAAUAGGGAGAUUGGGCCAUGACCCACCACGCGGGCCCAGUGCGGAUUGGUGGGUGCUAACGACUGCAGGUGCAGCCGGGAUCAACGGCUUAACGUGCCUUCCGAAGCACGGAGGAACUCGAGAUAGAAGAUUUUUGGUCACCCAUCCAAUGACCGACCACUGCGAAAGUUGCUUAAGUUCAACGAUCGCAGCCGAAUGUGCUCACCACCUGUGUACAUAAAGUAGUGAAGAAAACAUGAUUACAGUAAUUUAUGCGCUUAAACUAAUAAGAGGCAAUUAACAUCAUGACAAUACGACUUUAUUUAUGAAAAUUGUUUUAAAGUUAUGAAGUAUUUUAAGAACUUUAUUAAUUUUAUUUUUUGUUAUUAAAUGUUUUAAGGGUAUUGCACCAUUUAUUUUCACUGAUAUUGAUAUCCUUUACUUACCGAAUGUUAUGGUUAUCGAUAUUUUUCCUGAUUAAAAAUUCUUAUCAUUUAAAUCAACUUGAACAAUAACAGUCAGAAAACAAACCUUACAUUUUUUAUUUAUUUAUUUAUCAUCAACAAGUUUCAACAGCAUGAAUAAGAAAUCAUGUAAGAUGAAGAUAGAUAGAUCUUAGGGCAAUGAUACCGAUUUAAAGGACAUUGGGCAAAAAUGUAUGGACGCUGCACCCACGUCCGCCACGGCCUAAACUACAUUUGUUUGUAUUAUACUCAUGAUCAUCUGUGCCAAAGCGCAUCAAAUUCCAUCCCGGGGGUCUUUAGUUAUUUUAAGUUAAAUAGGUACAAGUACUAUAACGAGCGAACAUUAAUGAAACAAGGGAAUUAAUUUAGUUAUUUAGUUCGACCCUACAUAGGGGGCUCAGGUAUUAUGGGAGUACUUCACAAGGUGCAAGGGUGCCCCCCUGUGUUAUUCUGCCGCGCUAGAGUAAAUCCGAAAAUCCCCGCAUAGGUUGGGGUUUUUUCAAUCUUUUUGUUCGUUAUAGUAAAUUGUCUUCUAUGUAAAACGGAGCGACGACAGAUUACAUAAACUUGUCCACGCUUCGGAGAACACAUGAUUCCAGUUCAUCCAUACUAAUUGACAAAACCGAUAAUCGUGUUCCAAUAUCCAAAGCGUGUUAGAUAAAAAUCAAUCAAAUAGCAGGGAGCGCACAAUCACAACGAAGUAAGAUGAGUCGACUAUUUGCAACUGCAAGUCCUUCAGCAUCCGUAAUCUAUUUUGAAAUGUCUCAGUAAGAGCAAACGCAGGAGUGUCGGCAGGCUUUGUCGUAUAUCUGGUUGUAUAGUACGAUAUGGCAUAUUAUUAUUAUUAGGUACUAAUAAUAUAAAAUGAAGGUAUUAUAAAUGAAUUUAUUCAGCUACUUAAAUAUGCCCAUGUGUCAUAUCUAUUGACUACCAGGAUCUUUUUUACGGUGUCAUAUCUUUUGACUCCCAGGAUAUUUAUUUUCGGUGUGGUAAUAAAAAAGGCUAGUUUUUCAUAGAUCUAUCGAUUCAUACUAAUUAAAUUGUUGGCGGAGCUGCGUGCGUUUUGCCCAUUGUCCUUUUAGUCAUUAUUCGUGAGUUGCAUCAACUUAUUUUAAGCUUUCAGUAAAAGUACGGGUUUGGUGAAAAACGGGUUGCAGCAUUUGACAAUACUCAAACUGAGGUCAUAAUUUGACAAUGCCAAUCUGUCCAAGCGAGAUCCGUUAAAGUCACAGUAAAAAAUUCUCUUCUUACUUUAAUUGGCUCUGUUGUGUAACUAACACUAAUAAAUGACUAUUGGUUGCCUAAUCGGCGAAAAUCGAUCAUUUCUGUUCUUCCGCCAGCCUUUCACGUACUCCUAUGAGUAAUAUUUCUCUGUUGUGUGUUCAUCUAGUUCUUCUCUAGAAGAGUGUAGAUACUGUGCGUGUUAUGUUUAGUUUAUUAUACUGUUUAAAGAAUUUAUUUUUAUUAAUUCUUUUUCCAACAAUAAAUACCUUAAAUGCCAA